UGUGAAGGGAAGAUAGCUUUGCCAGAAAUCCCUUAGCACAGGACAGAAAAGGCUGUUCUUGUUAAAUUUUAAUAGAUCUGUCAGCUGACUCUCUUCGAUCUACUGAAUAUAAUGGUGAAGUUUCUGCCAAACUGCACCAAAGAGGACAUUAAUGGCUGUAAAGAUGCGUGGGAUCUUUGCUCGUUGUGCACUCGGAGCGCUGCUGCUGGCUGCAGCCUGGGCAGACCACCACCACCACCACCAUGGCACUGAACACAGCCAUGAGGGAGAAAUUAGCUGUCACAAGCUGUCCUCUCCCAAUUCUGACUUUGCCUUUGCCCUCUACAAAAGUCUGAAUGCCAAGACUGCAGCUGGAAAGAACAUCUUCUACUCGCCGCUGGGCAUCUCCACCGCCCUGUCCAUGCUGUCUACAGGGGCCCGUGGUGAAACCCACAGCCAGCUGUUCUCCAGCUUGGGCUACAGCACCUUAAGCCAGACUGAGGUCAAUGAAGCGUACAAGCAUCUUUUCGACAUGCACGGACACAGCCAGCAGAAUCAGCAGCUGGAUGUCGGUAAUGGCGUGGCCCUGCGCUCUGGCUUCAAUCCUCUAGAGAAGUUCCUGGAGGAUGUCAAGCACUACUACUCUGGUGAGAUCUUCAACGUCGACUUUACCAAACCUGCUGAGGCUGCAGCUGAGAUCAACACAUUCAUUGCUAAUAAAACCCAGGACAAGAUAAAAGAUAUGGUGAAGGACCUGGACCCUGCAAUGGCCAUGGUACUUAUUAACUAUGUCUACUUCAGAGGACAGUGGAAGAAACCCUUCAACAGUGAACAGACACACAAGGCGGACUUCAAUGUUGACGAAACCACCAAAGUUCAGGUGGACAUGAUGAUGAGGACGGGUCACUACGACAUCUACUGGGACAAUAACAACCACACCACCAUCAUUAUGCUGCCUUACAAGGGCAACACCUCCAUGAUGAUCGUCCUGCCUGAUGAAGGCAAGAUGAAGGAGGUGGAAGGCUACAUCAACAAGGACUACAUCAGGCACUGGCGAGACUCAGUCUCCACGAAUUAUGUGGAUCUGUUCCUGCCAAAAUUUUCCAUCUCUGCUGAUGCUUCCCUGGACAGCACACUGAAAGAAAUGGGCAUUACUGACGCUUUUGAGGAACGUGCUGAUUUCUCUGGCAUUUCUGACGAGGUCAAGCUCAAAAUCUCAAAGGCGUCUCACAAGGCUGUGCUGAGCGUCACUGAGAUCGGAACAGAGGCAGCAGCCGGCACCUUUAUCGAGUUAAUAUUCCUCAGUUUGCCACCAUCCGUCACAAUCAACAGACCCUUCUUGGCUUUCAUCCUGGAGAACUCCACCGGGAGCAUCCUCUUCAUGGGCAAGAUCAACAACCCCGCAGCCAUUUAAAGGCACACGCUAGGAAAAUGAGAACCAUGAUCACAGGUGUCAUCAUGAGGAUCCCAUCAUGAGCCAAAUCACUGACUCUUUACCCAUCAUACUGAUAGUGUCGCAGGAAAUGUGCCUGUAAGUGUGUAUCUCUCUUUGCAGGGGAGUUUUUACUGGUCACAGAAAGGAAGUAAUUCUACAAAAGUAUCAUUAAAGAACAUUUUGUUGAUGUAAAUGAGAAGUAGAGCCACAGUGAAUGGUGGAUUCAUCGAUUAGUCGAUACUUUUACUUGUCUUACAUUAUAGUAAAUUGAAUAUCUUUGGGUUUUGAACUGUUGGUCGCACAAAACAAGACAUUCGAUUAAUCAAGAAAAUAAUCAAUAAUGAAAACAAUCUUUAGUUGUAGCCCUAAUGAGAAGCUGUUUGAGUGGUUCUACAUGUAAGCAUGUACACAUUUGUCUUUUACAUUGAAAAGAUAAUACAGGGGUUCCCUGAAAAUAGAAAAAAGUGAUUUCAUAUUUCUAUUUAUUGUGCAACAUGACAUCAAAUACACAAUAAAUAGAUCAAAAAUAUUUAAACAUGAAUAAAUAAUUUUAUUGAAUUUCA
Molecule: messenger RNA, 1977 nt
Organism: Siniperca chuatsi (mandarin fish)
Lineage: Eukaryota; Metazoa; Chordata; Actinopteri; Centrarchiformes; Sinipercidae
Product: alpha-1-antitrypsin homolog
Exons: 5
Coding region: 152-1393 (413 amino acids)
Biological process (GO): negative regulation of endopeptidase activity
Molecular function (GO): serine-type endopeptidase inhibitor activity
Source: RefSeq, a predicted model, not a curated record